AUGUUUGCAGGUGGUUGCGGCUUAGGGGUGGUGGCUCGUGACUCGAACGAAAUAUUCUUGUUGGCGGCAGUGAAAAGAAUCAAGGGAGAACAUGAUCCUCAAAUUGGCGAGGCGUUAGCAGCCGAGUUUGGCCUGCAAUUUGCCCGACAGCAUCAGCUGAGAGUCGCCGUACUUGAGACGGAUUGCUUGUCGGUGGUUAACUGCGUCAGAAAUGCGGCUAAUGAUCAGACGGAGUUUGGAGUGGUUUGCUGGAGCAUUCAUCGACUGCUUGAGGAGACAGGGGAUGGAGAGUGUAAGCAUGUUUCUCGGACAGCGAACGAAGCGGCACAUAUAAUGGCGCAUUUGGAUACAAACUGGAAUGUAUCUGAGGUUUGGUUCGACCGACCUCCUAUCUGUUUACUUAACCAGCUGGAGCUGGAUUCUGUAAUGGUUGAUCAUGAUUAA
Linum tenue is the source of this 444-nucleotide messenger RNA. The record is from the annotation of a GenBank genome assembly. Lineage: Eukaryota; Viridiplantae; Streptophyta; Magnoliopsida; Malpighiales; Linaceae.